Rhineura floridana is the source of this 5781-nucleotide messenger RNA. It is a transcript of the gene SEZ6, whose product is annotated as seizure related 6 homolog. The coding region runs from base 1 to 3072 and encodes 1023 amino acids. The record is from RefSeq and is a predicted model, not a curated record. Lineage: Eukaryota; Metazoa; Chordata; Lepidosauria; Squamata; Rhineuridae. Gene Ontology annotation, cellular component: dendritic shaft; dendritic spine; neuronal cell body. The transcript is spliced from 18 exons. Gene Ontology annotation, biological process: synapse maturation; regulation of dendrite development.
AUGUGCUUCCUCGCUGACAAGUCAGGGCAGAAAGCAGAAAGGAGGCCUGUGUGUUCAGCACCGUGGACAGCGGCCCAAUUAGUCUUGUGGACAGAUGUCACCGCACUGCAGGGAGGUCUCUCCUGGGGGAGCGCUGAGGCUGACGUGGAGCAAACAGUGCCCCCCACCCCGGACAAGUCGGAGCGCGAGGCCCACUUUGUCACCACGGCACCCACCCUGAAGCUUCUCAACCACCACCCGCUCCUGGAUGACUUCCUUCAUGAGCCGCUUCUCAAGAAAGAUUACCUCCAGCAGAUUCCCAUCCUGGCUGCCGGUUUGGCUGGGCCUGCCCUACCAGACCCCAGUCUGGCCCCCACAAACAACCUGGCUAACCAAGAUGGCUGCCCUGCUCUCUCUGAUGUUGCCAUGCCACCCGUGACCACAGCGUCCCCUGCGACGACCCUGGUGGGUGGGAAAGUCAAUGGCAAGGAUGCGGAGAAGACCCCGGAGAUGGCAAAACCAGCCUUUACCACCGACCUGCUGACCACGGCUAUGGGGCGCCUGGUGCCGUGGGCCGAGCCAGGCCAGUCUGCCCCCGAAACCGGCUCCCUGUCUGGACGCACGCAGCCAGCAGUCACCCCUGCCCUGGCGCUCCAGGCCAGUCUCACCGGCUCAGACCCAGCCACUGCUGUUACAUUAUCCAUUGGCACCACAGCCGCCCCCACAGCACCGCCGGAAGCAACCACACCCAGGAUGGCAUCUGGAGAAGCGGAGGAGACGGCAACCACCACCAUCACCACAACCACGGUCAUCACCACUCUGCCGGUUGCAGGUCCUUGCAGCUGGAACCUCACUGGCCCCAAAGGAUCGCUGGCCUCCCCGCUGCCCUCUGGCAUCCCAUACGAAGGAGGCACACUUGAAUGCACCUACACCAUUUCCGUAUACCCUGGCUAUGGCGUAGAGAUCCGGGUCCAGAACAUCAGCCUUGUGGAAGGAGAGACAGUCACCGUGGAGACACUGGGCGGCGCGGAGCCCAUCGCCCUGGCCAACGAGUCAUUCCUGAUGCGCGGGCAGGUGAUCCGUGGCCCGACGAACCAGGUGGCCGUGCGGUUCCAAAGCCCAGCGCCUGCCAAUCCAGGAAGCUUCCACUUCCAUUUUGAAGCCUACUUGCUCAGCUGCCUCUUCCCUGCACGCCCAGCCUAUGGGGAAGUCUCUGUCACCAGUGUGCACCCUGGUGGCCACGCCUGCUUCUCCUGUGCCACCGGCUACCAGCUGGUGGGCCACCACUGCCUCACUUGCCUCAAUGCCACACACCCCUUUUGGAGUGCCCGGGAGCCAACCUGUGUUGCGUCUUGCGGUGGAGUGAUCCGGAGCGCCACGACCGGGCGCAUCGUCUCUCCGGGCUUUCCUGCCAACUACAGCAACAACCUGACUUGCCAUUGGCUGCUGGAGGCUCCGCCCGGGCAGCGGCUGCACCUCCAUUUUGAGAAGGUCUCGUUGGCUGAGGAUGAUGACAGGCUGAUCAUCCGGAAUGGAAACAACAUUGAGGCUCCGCCGGUGUACGACUCCUACGAGGUCGAAUACCUGCCCAUCGAAGGUCUGGUCAGCACCACACGUGGCUUCUUCGUUGAGCUGACCACCGACAGCAGCGGGGUGGCCGCUGGGAUGGCGUUGCGUUAUGAGGCCUUUGAACCUGGGCACUGCUACGAGCCGUUUGUCAAGUACGGGAACUUCACCACCAGCGAUGCGACGUAUGCCGUGGGCACCACUGUGGAGUUUGCCUGUGAGGCCGGCUACACCCUGGAGCAAGGGUCGGUCAUCAUUGAGUGUGUCGACCCCACCAACCCCCAGUGGAACGAGACAGAGCCAGCCUGCCGAGCGGUUUGCAGUGGGGAGAUCACUGACGCCAGCGGUGUGGUUUUGUCCCCUAACUGGCCGGAGCCCUACGGAAAGGGUCAGGAUUGCAUCUGGGGUCUCCACGUGGAAGAGGACAAGCGGAUCAUGCUGGAUGUCCAAGUGUUACGCCUUGGCAAGGGUGACGUGCUGACGUUCUACGAUGGGGACGACUUGACGGCGCGCAUCCUGGGUCAAUACUCGGGCCCGCAUGGGCGUUUCAAGCUCUAUACCUCCAUGGCUGAUGUCACCAUCCAGUUUCAGUCGGAUCCAGGCAGCAGCGCCCUGGGUUACCAGCAAGGCUUCAUCAUCCACUUUGCAGAGGUGCCCCGCAACGACACUUGUCCUGAACUCCCCGAGAUCCCCAAUGGCUGGAAGACCAUGUCUCACCCGGAGCUCAUCCACGGCACUGUCAUCACGUACCACUGCUACCCUGGCUACGAGCUGGUGGGCACUGAACUGCUGAUGUGCCACUGGGACUUGAUGUGGAGCGGAGACCUGCCCUCCUGCCAGCGGGUGACCACUUGCCGAGACCCGGGGGACGUGGAUCACAGUCGCCGCGUGGUCUCGGCUAACAAGUUCCCUGUCGGCUCCACAGUCCAGUUCAUCUGCAACAAAGGAUAUGCGCUGGCUGGCAGCACGGAGAUCACCUGCCACAACCGGCACUCUGGGGGCCCCAAGUGGAGCGACCGUCUCCCUAAAUGCAUCCCGGAGGUUUACGAACCCUGCCACAACCCAGGCAGCCCAGAUCAUGGAGUUCAGAGCCCUGAGAAAAAGUUGUAUCAGGCGGGGGCAACGCUGCGCUUCUCCUGCGCCAAGGGCCAUGUGCUGCUGGGCGAUGCCACCCUCCGCUGCGUGCCUGGACACCCUUCGCAAUGGAGUGGCUCUCCUCCGCUCUGCAAAGCUGUCUCCUAUGAUGAGUUUUACACCAAUCGCAACCUGGAUGCUGUGGCGAAAGUGACCCCUGCCAGAGACCCCCUGCAGGGCACCAACGUGGCCUUUGCCGUCUUCCUGCCGGUCGCCGCCGUUGGACUUCUCCUGGGCGUUGUCUACCUGUACAUCUCCAGGCAUCAAGGGAAGCCAUCGCAGCAGCUGCCCCUGUCGGGCUCACCCCCUUACGGCCACAUCACCGUAGAUUCAGCCUUCGACAAUCCAACCUAUGAGACCGGAGAGGUCCGGGAGUAUGAAGUCUCCAUCUAGGGCGGGCGCUGCCCUCGAGUGGGAGCCGGAGGGGCAGGCCCCACUCCCUGAGCCGCCUGCUGCCCUGGGACCACCUCCUCUGUCGUCGACAAGCGACCAACUCCGUGGACGGCUGCAACCCCCCUGCAGCCGGAAAGGACCUGUAAAUACCUCCCACCCUCCCUUUCGAGACUGACCUUCCCGGGGAGGAGAAAAUCCGAACUCUUCGCCUGCUGGCAGCCUGCUUAUUUCCUUCGUCCGUCCCUUCCCUCCCUCCUUCACCGAGGCUUCCCUACCCUUCGAGUCUAGCGCUGGCACAGUGGCACCAUCUAUGCUCCAUGUGGCUUGUAGCAUCCCCCAACAUCCUGCUCCUCACCAGGAUGCCUGGACCCUUCCUUCGACCCCAUCAUCCCAGGAGAAUGCCUCCUGCCUCCUCCUUAGCCUGCUUUGAGCUGAGGUUUGCUAGAGACCAACCUGCCACAGUCCUUGAGUCUGCCGCCUUCGCCCAGCUGUCGAAACCUUCUGAGCCUGGGAUGGUAGGGCUUCUUCAGACAUGUCUCUUUCCUGCAUCCCCUGCCCUGCCUCCGCAGACUAGCGUUUGUGACCUUAAGCAGGCAUUUUCCUGCCUUCUCCUUGCGUGAGCCGCAGCGCCAACCUCUGCCUCUAGCGCUAGCAAUCCAGUUAAGGGCUGUGUCCCAAGUUUCACCAGAAGCGAAAAGGCAAAUGGUAGGGCCGGCCACUCGAGUGAAAAAAAAACUCACGCAGGAGUUUCAAAAGGACGUGAGUUUUUUUUUUUAGAAUAAGGUUUUGAGAAAAUGGGGUGAAAUGUAUUGGGGAAUGGGGGGAUUUUUACACAUCUCCAGCCCUCUCCUUUUUUGCAAGUUGCUCCUUUCUCUUACAUAUGGUGGGGGGGGGAUUCUGAAGUGUCCUUGCACCCGCAUUGACCUCUAAGGAGGCCCCACACGGUCAAGCAAAGCCUGUUUCCAGUCACAGGAGGUAGAUGUGUAAGGGUCAUGGUAUAUUGGGGAGAUGGACAAAUUUGGACAGGAAAUGGAGAGCCCCAGAGGCCAGAAUGAAGACUAGCAGGUGGCAAAGGGCAUCACUCCGCAAGUGGUUUGGUCUCAGAUGGAGGAGACAUUUGAUUCAGUUCAAAUCUAUCAAACUUGCACGUUCCAAAACAAUAUGUGAACCGAGACACAGCCAUCCUUCGAAAUGCCUGCCAUUCAAAUUUUGCAAUGCAGCUCACCAGCCACCCAAUGUUUACAAAAAUGCAUCUAUUAGGGGAAUAUGUGAGUGAAAAUAACACAAAAGAAACGGCUUGGAAAAAUGUGUACAUUAGUCAAAAUUGCCUACAAAAACGUGUUUAUUAGGAGAAAUUUGCACUAAAGGGCUGGAGGAUUUUCAUGAGGAUUUUUUUUUUUUAAUCGCAAAUUGCUCUAGCAAUGUGGAGAACUGAAUUUAAGAUUGGAAAAUUGAGAAAACUUAGAAAACUGAAACUGACAGAUCUUUCGCUCCCUGGUCUCAGAUAACCCAGAAGGAGAAACUGGUAACUUCUGGUUAGGGAUGGGGGGAAAGUUCAGUUCAGUUCACAUUUAAUGGUGUCUCCAAAACAAUCCACAAGCCAAAAUGGUCUUUGAAAUUCGCACUGCUCCGAAGUUUGCAAUGCAGGGGUCCUGCCAAGUUACGUCCACAAAAAUGCGUAUAAUAGGGUAAAGCGCGCAUUUAAAAAAUGCAUAGAUUAGUGGGAAAUGCAUUGCAGCAGAGAGAAUUGCUUUGCAAAAUGGUAGGAUAUUGGGCAACACUAGCAAGCAACAAAGUACGUAUUAGGAGAGACAGGCACUAAAAUGCUCAUGAACUUGUGUGAAAAGAAUUCACAAACUGAUGCAGAAUGUGGAGAACUAAAAUUAAGACUGCAAAACCGAGAAAGUGAAAGAAACUAAAACUGACAGACUUGCCACGCUCACACCAGACAUUUAUUCCACUGUUAUUCCACUUUCAACCGUCGUGGCUUCCCCGAAAGAAUCCUGGGAAGUGUAGUUUGUGAAGGGUGCCGAGAGUUGUGAGGAGACCCCCUCCCCUCUACAAUUCUCAAGAGUUAAACCACUGUGAAAUCACUCUGACAAUUGCAGCUCCAUGAGGGGAACGGGGUCUCCUCACAAUUCUCAGCACCUUUCACAAACUACACUUCCCAGCCUCACAGUGCCAUAGGCGAGCGUUCCCUCUAUUGCUCCACCCAUGUUUGGCUCUCAACCUGCCCCCCCACUGGCACGCGGCCCCUGGAAGGUCCCACACACAGGGAAUGUGGCCCUCUCAGGCUGGAAAAGAUCCCCCACUGUGUAGCAUUAACUGGCGCAGAUAGAGAUGAGGUAAGGAUCACAGCAGGACCCUAGGACUCUCCUUCCAGUUCAUUCCAGACCUCAGAGGUCCACCCCGAAACAUUCCCCUUCCUGCCCAGGGCAACUCGGCCCAAGAGCCCUGCACACGCACAGACAACCCCGCUUAUACUGGUACAACCUGCGAUCCAUCAGCCGGAACACAAGCCAGCAGAGGACCUUAUUUUUGCAGUUGCCAGCCUGCAAAGUCGCCACACGUUGUUGCUGGACUCCUCCUCCUGCAUGGCAGGUCCCACGCCACGCAGGCUCAUAAUAUGAAUAGAUAGCCUGGGCUAGCCUGGGGGGCCGCAGCAAGUGGCUGUUUUGGGGUUUUUUUUAAUGUACUCUCUGCAGUGAG